This is a messenger RNA of Branchiostoma floridae (Florida lancelet), 5155 nucleotides long. Its product is annotated as fibrillin-1-like. Gene Ontology annotation, cellular component: extracellular region. The transcript is spliced from 31 exons. Gene Ontology annotation, molecular function: serine-type endopeptidase inhibitor activity; calcium ion binding. NCBI's taxonomy places the organism in Eukaryota, Metazoa, Chordata, Leptocardii, Amphioxiformes, Branchiostomatidae. The record is from RefSeq and is a predicted model, not a curated record. The coding region runs from base 30 to 5063 and encodes 1677 amino acids.
UUACAGAUUAAUGCGCCCACAGCGACAAGAUGAGACCUAAAGGUACACUCGUGUACUCCGUGCUGGUACUAUUGAUACUAGUGCCAGUAUUCUGUGAGGAGAGCGAGGAACAUGUCGGUGACGACAGUUCGGAUGGGCAUGAUGACAGUGGCGAAAGUUCGGAUGAACAUGACAGCGGCGAGAGCAGUUCAGAAGAAAACCGCUUGGGGGCGUUGGUGAUAUGGGCGGAGCAAAAGAUCGGCCAGGGCGGCCCGUGGUUCUAUGGACCUACCAUCAUCUCCUCGUCCCUACGGUCGCUACCAGCAGGGUCGGAUGGUGCAAACACGGACCCCGACGAACUUCUGACGCUCACUCCGCCAAGGUCCAUUCGUGUAGUGACAGGGAACCACAACCAGAGUGUGGUGUUGUGGAGUGAAGUGGCACAGAAUAUCGCCAAGACGACCAUGGAGGAGACGGGUCGCCUUACGUCCCCUACCCGGGUGUUUGUAACGGGCACGUCCGGCCGUGUAGGCGGGCUGGCGGUGGACUGGCUGUCCGGGAACAUCUACUGGUGUGACGCCUCCUACAACAGCAUCCUGGCGGCCACGUCUGACGGCACCAGGCGGAGGGUACUGGUACAAACAGGCGCGUACAGCUCUCCGUCUGGACUAGCCCUACAUCCAGAGAAAGGACUGAUGUUCUGGGCCUCCCAAGGCUACCCGGGUAUCGGCGGGAAGAUCGAGCGGGCCACCAUGACAGGACAGGGCCGGGUAGCUCUGGCACACCGCGGGCUGGUGGACCCACGGGGACUGGCACUGGACUACGCAGACGACAGACUGUACUGGGCAGACGUCAUUACAGGGAAGAUAGAGUCAGUCACCCUGGAGGGUGGAGACAGGACACUACUACUAUCUGCACCAGGAACUAGCAUCAAGGGACUCGCCAUGUACCAGGAUUACCUGUACUACACAGACUGGGUGGGCCGUAAGGUCCACUGUGUGGGGAAGUCUAAUGGAAGAGAAGUGUUUGCUGUAACUGCAAAGACAAGUGCAAGGCCUGUCGGGAUUACGGUGUACAACAGCACCAAUCAGAUUGCACCUUCAAACAGAGUGUCCUGUAUCCAUGGUAACCACAGUUGCGCCCAUCUGUGCCUGACGACAUCUGCUGGUUACGAGUGUGCCUGUGCUGACGGUUAUGAACUUAAGCAGGACAACCACACCUGUAGGCCAGUGGAGAAGCCAGGAGACUGCCCUGACCAGAGGACCCUGUGGCCAGUAUGUAGUGACCAGUGCCAGACAGACGGACACUGUUCACAUGACCGCAAGUGUUGCUUUAAUGGCUGUGGUCAUACCUGUGCAGAACCAGACAUUAACCCCUGCGGUAGUGACCACAACCCCUGUGUGUCGGAGGCUCGGUGUGAGGACCACUCCUGGCUGGGGGCGGUGUGCAUCUGUCCCGAGAGACAGGAGGGGGACGGGAGGACCCAGGGGACAGGCUGCCAAGAACCCCGCUGUCCUGCCCUGACAUCUUGCACCAAGUUCUGUCCACUCGGCUUCCGGCUGGAUGAUGAAAGGUGUCCCAUUUGUGAAUGCAGGGGAAGUGACAAGCCAGGCCAGUGCCCUGCGCCAGAUGAUGAUGAUGAUGAUGACACAGGACCAUGUUGGUGCCACUGCACCUCCGACCACCAUUGCCAUGGUAACCAGAAGUGCUGCAGUGUGGGCUGCAGUCUGCAGUGUGUGGACCCUGUGACAGACAGUGACAGCAGUGAGGAUGUCUGCUCAUCGGAUGAUUCGUGCGUUGUCAUGGCAACCUGUGGUGAUGCUGGCUGUCAGUGUGAGCCUGGUUACCGUGGUGACGGGAGACGGGAUGGUAGUGGAUGUACAGACAUCAAUGAGUGUACUGAAGAUGCUACACUAUGUGAUGACAAUGCCAUCUGUACCAACACCAAUGGGUCGUACCAAUGCACCUGUAGGGAGGGCUUUGCAGGCAACGGAGUCACCUGCUCAGAUGUUGAUGAGUGUUGGUAUGGGUCAUCAGACUGCCAUGACCACGCCCACUGUCACAACCAGCCUGGGUCCUACUUCUGCACCUGUGCAGCUGGGUACGAGGGAGAUGGCAGGACUUGUGAAGAUACUGAUGGUUGUCUGGAGGGUAUAUGUGAGCUGGAGGCUGUCUGCACAGAUGUGCCUGCCCCAGGGGUGGGGGCUGUGUGCACCUGCCCCCCAGGGAUGGACGGAGACGGCAGGCAGGAUGGAACAGGUUGUUCUGAGGAAGAUGGCUGUGGUAUGGAGAGGAGCCCCUGUGUGGAUGACGCCUGGUGUGAGGAUGUGCCUGCCCCAGGGGUGGGGGCUGUGUGCCACUGUCCCCCUGGGGCAGAGGGGGAUGGGAGAAGGGAGGGGUCCGGUUGCUCAGACAUCAGCACCUGCAGCUCUGUACACAACCCCUGUGUGUCCAAUGCCACCUGUAAUGACCAGGUGAGCCCACCUGUGUGCACCUGUCCACCUGGCUGGCAGGGAGAUGGUAGGAGAGACGGAUUCGGUUGUGAAGACGAGGAUGAGUGUGCAGAUGACACCUCCAUGUGUGAGCAGACCUGCACGAACACACCUGGCAGCUUCAGCUGCGCAUGUCAACAAGGUUUCCUACUGAACAAUGACGGGCGGACAUGCCAGGAUGUGGACGAGUGCACCGUGGACAACGGGGGGUGUCAGCAUCUCUGUGAGAAUGAUUACGGAAGUUUCUACUGUGAGUGCAGGGAUGGUUUUCAACUGGCAAGUGACAGGAAAUCAUGCACAGAUAUAAAUGAGUGCCAAGAGGACCACUCCUGUAGCCAGGUGUGUAACAACACAGCCGGGUCCUACUUCUGUUCCUGUUGGGAAGGGUUCAUCCUGGAUGAGGAUGGCUGGACUUGUAGAGCGGAGAACCCGUGUGCGGAUGAAGCCGCAGCAGGCUGUGAUGAUAUGAACGGUUGGUGCAGGACUGUGGAGGGACAGGCUGUGUCUGGCUGUAACACUGGGUUUAUACUGACUCAGGAUGGGAGAACUUGUCAAGAUGAUGAGAUGAACGGUUGGUGCAGGAGUGUAGAGGGACAGGCUGUGUGUGGCUGUAACACUGGGUUUAUACUGACUCAGGAUGGGAGAACUUGUCAAGAUGUUGAUGAGUGUGCUGAUGACAACCAUUGCCAUGGCAAUGCCACCUGCAUCAACUUCCCCGGCUCUUACACCUGUACCUGUGAUGAUGGUUACCAGGGCGAUGGAAACACCUGCUCUGAUAUUAAUGAGUGCACAGAGGACCUGUACAUCUGUGACCCCCUGAGAUCAACCUGUGUGAACCUACCUGGAUCAUUCCGCUGUGACUGUCUGCCAGGGUUUGUGUUAGGAGAUGGGGGUAAUGUCUGUCAAGAUAUUGAUGAGUGCAUGUCAGACACCCACAACUGUGACCAGAAUGCAGACUGUGAGGACACGGAGGGCAGUUAUGUGUGUCGGUGUGCAGUAGGGUUCACUGGAGAUGGUACAACUUGUACAGACAUUGAUGGCUGCAGUGUUGACCACAACCCUUGUGUGCCAGAGGCCACCUGUGCAGACAUACCUGCCCCAGGGGUGGGGGCUAUAUGCACCUGUCCCCUGGGGAGGGAUGGGGAUGGGUACGUGGAUGGGGAAGGAUGCAGAGUGGUGCCCCAGUGCAGUCCAGAUGUCAGCCCCUGUGCUCCUGAAGCUCGGUGUACAGAGCCCCCCACCCCAGGGGGACAAGCUUCCUGUGCCUGCCCCACGGGGUGGGUAGGGGAUGGGAGAGUGGAUGGACAGGGAUGCCAGGACAUCAAUGAGUGCCUGUUUGACACACAUGGCUGCUCUCACACCUGUGUAAACACACGGGGCAGCUACUCCUGUGCCUGUCCUGAGGGGUACCUGCUUGGGGAGGACAGACGGACAUGUGUGAACGUUAACGAGUGUCAGGAUGACAAUGGAAUGUGCGCACAGGUGUGCGUGGACACAGAGGGAAGCUACAGGUGUUCAUGUCACCCUGGGUACAAGCUGGAGGAUGAAUUCAUGUGCACAGAUGUCAAUGAGUGUGCUGAGGGCAGAGACAGUUGCCAUGCCAACGCAGAGUGUGUAAACAAUGAAGGGUCCCACGACUGCUACUGUCGGACUGGGUUUGAAGGGGAUGGACGCACCUGCACUGACCAGGAUGAAUGUGCAACAGCCGACUGUCAGCAGCUCUGCACCAACACACCUGGCAGCUUCAUGUGUGGCUGUCAGGAGGGGUACCUCCUAUUGGACGACAAGAGGUCAUGUGACAACAUUGACGAGUGCUCAUUGGACGACCAUGGAGGGUGCAGGCACAUCUGUAGAGACACAGAAGGCAGCUACUACUGCGAGUGUGAGCCAGGAUUUACUCUGGCACCAGAUGGAAAAUCUUGCUACAGAGACAAUAUCAUAACAGCCAACCAGGGAGGAGAUGGGGAGACUGCAGUUCCAUCAGAGAACACAGGGGGCGCUCCUGUUCCCAUGGCUGUGGGGCUGUCCAUUGCUGCAAUACUGCUGGUCCUCCUGGUCUUGGCUUUUGUCAAGUGUCGACCCAGGAUCAACCAGUCUACAGCUGGCCUACAGAAGACUCUGCCAUCAGUGUUCUUCAAAAAGCCUCUGAAAGAACCGGACCACAUCUACGACAACCCAAAGUUUCUUCCUGAAGAGACAGCCAUCAACAAGAAGUCCAUCAGUGAGAAACAGAUCCACGUCAUCCUGCCGCAACAGCCGGCCUUCCCACCCCCUCCACCUCCUCCUCUGAUUGGUCAGAGCAGCAGGCGUACCAGUAGGAGGUCCCCAGCUGUAUCACCUGCGCAGCCGCCUACAGCACCUGGCAGCCGCCGAGCCCCGCGGAAGGCGAGAGCAGAGAAUCCAUACGUCCUUGACCCAACGCGACACAUCCAGCACAACCACCAGGCUGUUGACCCACCAGGUCAGGGGGCAGAGGUCAACGACUAUGGCACCUUCCCAGGGCAAAGGCCAGAGGUCAACAAUGAUGACACCAUCAGUGAGCACAUCUAUGAGACCCUUGAUCACCAUGAUGUCCCUGUCUCAAUGAUUUAGAUGUACCAUUAAGAAAAGGGAGAUGCAAUUUGCAUGAUGCUAAAUGGAGAUUGGUACAUAGAUUUGAUUGAACUAAGGCAAUGUAAAUUGCA